CAAAUUUAAUGUGUUCAGUAGCGCAUCGCAUUAGCUUUCGCGCAAUUUUAAAGCAUAAUGUUAUUUUGCGCAGUUUUAUGCAUUCCCAGGGCGGAGUGGGUGCCAUAUGGGGCGUCAUCGAAAGCGAAUGGCCGAAGGACAAAGAAAAAACAAGAACACGUUGCUUGAGCACAGCGUCAACAACGACAAAGCGCGACUUUCUUAACAAUCCAACGACACUAAAAACUGUGAGUGAUUUCCAAGCGCUCUACGAAGCAACAAAAAAGAAAUUUCAAUCUAAAAAGCUACCCGUCGAUGUCCACCCAGAUGCGGUUUUUGCGUGCAAUGAGCUUGAUUUGAGUGAAGUGCAGGUUUAUGGGUUCGACUAUGACUAUACACUGGCUUGCUAUAAGCCAAUACUGGAAUCCUUGCUGUACAAUUUGGCUAGCGAGAUGCUCGUCAAGCGUUUCAAGUAUCCUGAUGAAAUUCUGGAGCUAGACUACGAUCCUACGUUUGCGGUGCGUGGACUACACUAUGACGUUGAGAAAGGUCUGCUGGUUAAAUUGGACUCAUUCUUGCAGUUGCAAUUGGGAUCUGUGUACCGCGGUCGCACAAAAGUCCCUGAGGAAGAGGUGUUAAAACUCUACCAUAAUCGCUUGUUGCCCAUAGCAUACGUCGAAGGUCCAAACAACACCUAUAGGCAUAAUACUAAUUCGAAAAUGGUGCAAUUGGCUGAUCUGUUCUCUGUACCUGAGAUGUGUCUUCUGUGCAAUGUAAUUGAGUACUUUGAGGGAAAUCGGAUUGAUUAUAAUCCGGAGAUAGUGUUUCAUGACAUAAAAACGGCCAUGGGAUCGUGCCAUCCCGUCAUGCACGCAACAGUAAUGAAGGAUACGGAAAAGUAUAUCGAAAAAAAUCCGAAGCUUGUCCAAUAUUUUGAGAAGUUGCAAAACUCUGGAAAGAAAUUGUUUUUGGUGACCAACAGUCCGUUUUCUUUCGUUAACUGUGGUAUGACCUGGCUGGUGGGCGCUCAGUGGCGUGAAUUCUUUGAUGUGGUGAUAGUGCAGGCACGGAAGCCAAAAUUUUUUACAGAUGAAUCUCGGCCCAUACGCCUUUACGAUGCGAAAACUCAUUCACAUUUGUGGGAUCGCGUGUUUAAAUUAGAGAAGGGUAAAAUCUACUAUGAGGGUUCCGUGCGUCAAUUGCAAGAACUGAAGGGUUGGCGAGGUCAUUCAGUCCUUUAUUUUGGUGAUCAUCCCUAUAGCGAUUUGGCCGAUGUAACAUUAAAGCAUGGGUGGCGUACUGGUGCUAUUAUUAGUGAGUUGGCGCAUGAAAUCAAAACACUUAAUCGUGUAGAUUUUAAGAAGAGUGCCAACUGGUUACAAAUGCUCACACAGCUUAUAGAGGACACGCAGGAUAAUGAAAGCGAAGCGGCUCAGCAAUGUCUGCGUGAUUGGAUGGAGGAACGCGAUCAAUUGCGCAACAAGACAAAGAACGUAUUCAAUGAGCAGUUCGGGAGCGUUUUUCGUACGUACCAUAAUCCGACGUACUUCUCUAGGCGUCUGUUUCGCUUUGCCGACAUCUAUACCAGCGAUAUAACGAAUUUGUUGAAAUUUUCAACAUCGCAUACAUUUUACCCCCGACGAGGUGUAAUGCCACACGAAUAUGCCUCACAUUUUAUAUAGGCAACAUAUACAUGCAUACACAGGGGCUGACAAAGUAUAAUAUCGUACCAUUUCUGUAGUUUUAGAACAAAAAGUGCCAGUUUAAAGUUAAUGCUUAACUAGAGAAUUUAUAAUGUAGUUGUUGCUGUUGUUUUUGUUAGACGUUAAUCACUUGUGCAAUGUUGCUCAAUAAAGUCAUGGUAGUAGUUAA
Molecule: messenger RNA, 1851 nt
Organism: Scaptodrosophila lebanonensis
Lineage: Eukaryota; Metazoa; Arthropoda; Insecta; Diptera; Drosophilidae
Gene: Nt5c
Product: 5'-nucleotidase domain-containing protein 3
Exons: 7
Coding region: 9-1661 (550 amino acids)
Molecular function (GO): 5'-nucleotidase activity
Source: RefSeq, a predicted model, not a curated record